AAGAGGUUCACAGAGGAAUUGCUUUAACAAAUUUUACAAUUACAUUGUGUGGUAAUCUGCUAACGUGAUUCUCGCGUAGAACUCUCGUGGGCGACAGGACGCAAUCAUGAACAUAUACUGUUUCGUUGGAAUAUAUGCGUUGUUGUUUGGACUGGUGAUCGCAGGUCCCCCACCAGAGAUACAGAGCAAAGGGACGUUGUGUGUUUACUGCAAUGAAAGAAAAGCCAAUUUCAACUGGACGUACCAAGUACAAUCAGUAUACCGCAUCCAGUGGAAGUUUGAGGACAUUUUCAUGGCAAAUUACACAGAGCGUCGUGCAAACCUGACACAGGAGUCCCUCAGUAUUAACCAGAACUACAGUGGCCGUUUUGCCCUCCUAACUCCAGGUGAUGUUGGUUUUAGUCUCACCAACGUGAAGAGGGCUGACCUAGGAACCUACAGGUGUAUCAUCACAUUAGACAGCGGAACAGGAAUAACACUGCAAGGAGGUUUAGAAGAGAGACGUACUGAUAGACGGGAAAAAGAGGAGACGUGCAGUCAUGGAGUUGCCAUCUUUAAGUGGACUCGGACUUGGGAGGAGCCUUUCGAACACGUACAGUGGCAGUUCAAUGAAACAACGAUUGCCAGUACAACCAAAGAAGGAAUCAGUAGGGAUUCACUGCACAUCACAGCCCAGUACGAGCCUCGCUUCCAUCUGGUAGAGGCAGGUGAGGUUGGGUUCCGGCUGGAGAAGGUCAGAGCCGCGGACGCCGGAACAUACGCUUGUGUCAUUACAUUUCCAAGCGGAAAAUUUAACAUUAUAUGGAAUUUGGAAGUGAAAGAAGUACAAAGUGGCAACUUGAGCAUUGCUGUCAUCAACCAGGAGACGCUGUAUUGUGGGGAGGAGAGGAAGUCGGACUUCAGCUGGGUUUUCCAAAAUAUGUCUGGGGUAGAGAACGUGGAUAAGACAGGACACGUCCUACAUCUGCCAUCCGUUCCUGCGUCGGGGUGGGUGUUCUGUGUCCGUCAGUCUGACUGUACAAUGUCGUCGAUCUACAAUUUCACCAGUGGUGAGUCAGUCGAAGGUUCAAAAUUUGCAUGCAUUUGAGUGUUGGUGAUUGUGAUGAACCAGAGGCGGGACAAACAUGAAAUCUGGUAAGAUAUUGCUGUUUAUGGCAAGCUAGUAUGGUAAUAUGGUAAUAUAUCAACCGCCUUGUUUGAGAUGUGUUUUGAAAUGAAAACAAUCCUUGCAACGAAAAAGUUAAUUAAAACCUGCAUAUUGUGAAACUUUACCAAGGUUGUGGUGGUUGUUGGAGCGGAUAUCUGUAUCGUGUUGGUGAUACAUGUCAUGUUUCUAUCUCACUCUGUCUCAAAUACUCAGCACCCUUAUCUUUGUAUAACUUGGUGGCCAUUUUCCAAAUAGAAUAUCGGUCUUAAACCUAGGUGUUGUU
Molecule: messenger RNA, 1430 nt
Organism: Haliotis rubra (blacklip abalone)
Lineage: Eukaryota; Metazoa; Mollusca; Gastropoda; Lepetellida; Haliotidae
Exons: 8
Coding region: 107-1087 (326 amino acids)
Source: RefSeq, a predicted model, not a curated record